AAAUUUAGUUAGCUAAAAAUAUGUGUAUUUGUGGACAUAAUGUAUUUAAUGAAUGCAAUAACGAUUUCUAUUCGAGAACUGUGGCCAUUGAGAAAAAAUUUGGAUUUUAAGUUAUUGUUACAAACUACCUGAUUUGUAGUCAUGUAUAGUUCAGUUGUUGAGAACUCAAAGAACGACACGUGUACGUAUUGGUCAGUUAUUCCCGGGCCCUCUUAAUCGAUUGCUGACUUUCUUAACAGAACGCAACGUUCAUAUGAACAGCUGAGCAAAUUAAUAGAACCACCAAAAUCACUCAAAGAUACAGAGAUAAACCUCAGAAGUUAACACACGGAAAAAGCUUAAUCGGAUCAACGCGUCUCCCUGAUCAAGAAUAUAUCUCAUAUGGUAAAUAAAGCAUCAAUUAUGCCACAUUUAUCCUUAGCUGUUUACUGUUGGUAAAACGAAUACAAGUCAGCCACUAGCUAUAUUCAUCCGAGAUGUCAACAAUAAAUCGGCGGAUAAAAGUUAAAUUUCGAUAUACUGAACCCAUAAAUCAGAAUGAAGACAUUGCUUUAAAAUGUGGGCGUAACGCUCUAUUAGCCUUCAACUUUCUGAAUGUAUCUCCACUUUCAAGGGCAGGCAAGGAGCGUAGCCAAGCAGUAUUAAAUGCCAAAUUAUCAAAUUCAAAGAAGUCUGAAUUAAUAUGUAUCCAGCAGCCUAUUAAUCCUGCCAAUAAUCCGAAUUGUAAUACUCAGCGUACGCAUGCGGUUAAAAGUUUGUUAAAAAACUGUGAAAUCAGCAGCCAAGCAAACAGCAAUAUAUUUGCAACGCAGACAUCGAUUAAAUGCAACAUCCUUCGGAAAAAGUGUAACAUGAUUAUUGCGUUUUUAGUAACGUUUUCCCUUAUAUGCUCAUCGCAAUCGAUAUUAGUGGAUGAAGACGAUGUAGUCGGCAUUGCUAAUGGAGACCGUUUGUCUGCGAUCUCUAAUAACACGAACUUUCGAACAGCUGGAAAAUCAAUUUCCAGCAAUAGCACGGCUAGUAGAUCCGCAGUUGCCGUAAACGGAUAUCUCGACAAAUUGGACAAUUUGGAGCGAAGCGUUGCAGCUGUGCUAAUUAAAGUGGCUUAUGGAACAACAUCCACAACUAAACGAAGUAUACCCGAUAACAGCUACAUUUUGGGCCUCACCACUGUCGCGACGCCACUUUUAACUACACUCAGGUACCAAUCGGCUAAUCAAGCCCAGCAUAAUGGAGGUCGCCAUAGAAACUAUGAACUAGACUUGGAGCGCGAUCAUGCGCUGCCCACUUCAGCUCCAAACGCUGAUAUAUUAAAAAGUAAUAAUAAUCCCACCUAUCCGAAUCCAAAUCGUCAUCACAGCAUCAGCAGUCAUGAUAGAGAUCGUCAUCGACAUACAAUGCAAUACAAUUCAACGCCAAUGCCAUCAAUUCCUAACUUACUAAAGAAAACCAGCGGCCAACCAACUAUACCAAUGUACCCUGGAGAUAUUCCGUCAUAUUCGCCACCAUCAAGAUCAUUUUUUACUCCGCCAUUACCACCGGAAUAUCAAAAUCCAUUUGCCGACAAACCCACAUUACGGGGCACUAAUAACGAAGGUCUUGUAUCGAAUACAGUGCAAUUUAAUAACAGGCGUCCAAUACCGCCACCCAGCUUGAUGCCCGGCCAUGAAAGAAUACCAUUUCGUCCGCCCGAUUUGGCAGCAUCGAUUGGUAACGAAAAUGGAAAUUCAAACGACAGCUACGUCACCAGUUCCGUAGAGCUGAAAAAGUCACUUAUCGCGACCAGCAUGCAGGGAGCAUUUGACGUUUCCGGCGAUCGUAAAAAAGCACUCAAUACACCAUCUCGCAAUGGAAAUGAUGCAGUUGUAGUUGAAACACCUGAUCAUAAUAAUAAUGCCAACAAUCAUAAAACACAAGAAACCGGCACUUCUAAUGACAAAGAAAAUACUAAUAAAAGACAGGAAGUAUUACCGAAUAUUAGACGUAUACUGGGAUCAAAUGGUAAGAAAGGUGACAUUCCUGCCGUUUUGCUGCGGCACGUGACACAACGUCCCAUGGUCACCUACCAUCAGCCACCAGCAUCGCCGAUUGUUUCAGUUGAUAACGUUGAAGCUGCAAUGGAUAGUAGUAGCAUCAGCAGUAUGACUGGUGAUAAUGGUACAUCUUCCGCUGCCAGUCCAAAUAUAAAUAAGAGUAAACAGUCGCCAGGACAAUUGGAUUUGAAUAAUGCUGCUACAAAAAAUUCGCUUGGAAGUAAUUUUAGUCAGGCAGCAGUUACCACACCAUCCGCUGCAGCUGCAGUUGGUGAGGCAGCUGCUACAUCAUUUACGUCAGCAACAACAAACGCAAGACCAACUUUGAAAAGCAAUUUAGUAGCAGGUAAAUCUGAUCAAGAUGCUGGCAUAAAAGGAGUCGUAAAUGGGGAAGGAAAUGAUGUGGGCGCAGCUGCUGCUGCAGCAGCAUCUGCACAUACCACAUGGACUUGGGCAUGGAACAUACAUAUAUAUCUCUCAGUCGUACUAUUCACCAUAUUAGCAGUCUAUUCGUUUUACAAGCUUGUUACCUAUAACAAAUUAACACAUCUAUUCGCACAGUCAUAUUUUGUUUACAUACAACUUAUACUAAUUGCAAUUUGCAUAAUGCGCAUAAUUUACUUGUGUGUUGAUGCAUACAAUAUUCAUGGAACAUUUCCAAUAUUUGUCGCAGAGGUUUUGUUGAAUUUGCCGUCAACAUUCUUGACCGUUGCAUUUGCAGUGCUAAUACUAUUUCUAUUUCUCAAGUCUCUCAAUCACAAAAAUAAUCGGUAUUCAGCGCUAGUCCGGCCAUUAACCGUCGUUGUCGGUUGUGGUGUUCAUGUUGGACUUUGCAUAACUUUGCAUUAUGUCGAAUCGUAUACACUACAGAACCAUCAUAUGUACUAUCAGCAACAGCAGCAACAGCAAUACUUUCGUCGUCAACAGCAGCAACAGAACCAACAAUUUCUACAGCAACCGCAAUCACCGUUUUCAGCUAGCCCAUCAAGCAGUUUGGCAAAUCCGCCUCCUCCUCGUGUUCUGUCACUGAUAUGCCAAAUAAUAUAUAUUUUCAUUUGCUUUAGUUUGGGUCUACUAUAUCUGUAUUUAUAUCGGAUUCUAAAGCGCAUACUAAGAAGCAAAUCACAAAACUAUAUACAUGGCUAUCAAAAUUUGUCCUAUGCAAUUCAUAUUACAAUCGCAACAGCGUUGCUUUUUGUUUUAUUAGCUGUUCUACAAAUCUUUGGCGCUAUUUGCAUCUCAGCAGCGCGUCCUUUGAUGAGUCAAGCUAAUAUUGUGGAAAUUGAUUGGAUGCAGUGGGGCUAUCAGUUUUCAUUGCGUCUGAUCGAGAUUGCAAUCAUAACUCUAAUAUCCUGGGUGACGGGCCUAAAAACAAGCGUUGGUAGCAAUGUCAAUGCCGCCAUAUCCAUCAAUAGCGAUGUUCGUAUGGUUGGGCAAGCUACUGGUAGCUUUGGUAGUGCCAAUGCCACCAGCAGCGUAAUGAGAGAAAAGCAUGCUGCUGCUACCCACCACAAUUCACAUUCAAAUGUUGCAAACUUCUUCUUGCCUUGUACAUCAAGCUCCAGCCAGGAACAGUUCGAAACUGAUUAUCCAGCCAUUUGCAAUGCAAAUACUAAUUUACAUACGUAUACAAUGCGUACAGGAAAGCUUAUCUAUGAUGAUAGCUAUGCUCUAAACUCGUUGGCGGGACCAUCGGUGGCGUCUCCAAGUGGCGGUAGCACCGAGUAUCAGCUGCAAGAACCUAUGUAUCAGAGACCUUACGAUACUGGCUCUGUAAGAAGUGCUAUCAAUCAUAAUAUUACAGCUGAAUAUGGUACACAAACAUCUAGAUACCAUCAUAUUCAUCAUAAUCAAUAUAAACAUCAGCACAACAGCCGCGUGCAUGAACCGACGUCAUAUAUGAGCGCGGAUUAUAUGACCGAUUCAACAACCGAUCAUUACGAGAAUCCAAAUUUUGAUUUGCGCACUAGUUCAACAGGUGCUGUCGGUGGGAUCGGAGUUGGAGCCAUACAAAAAUUGGCCAAAAAUACUGUUAGCUCUGGAUCAGCAUCUGGAUCAGGUUCUGGGUCCGGUUCCUCCGGUACAUCACAGCAGCAAAUGCUGCUAUUGCAGAGCGAUAGCUGCUAUUCAGAGCCAUUACAUGAGAAUUCCAACUAUGAGUUUAAUAAUUUUGAGCGGCCAGUUUUCAAAGAAAAAUCGAUUGGUAAUGGUUCACAUCCAACCGAUGGAUGCUGGCCAGAGAGGGAGAAAGACGGGCGCAAGCUUUCAAAGAGCCGGGAUCGAAAACAUGAUAAUAACAGUCAGCUCGAUACGACAAAUGAAUAUCCAGAACGACGUAGCUCAAACUCAACAAAUUCAUGUUCCUCAUCAAAUGGUAUACGUUAUACCAGCUAUAAUGCAUAUGAGAGUGGUGGUCAUUACAAUGGUGUGCGGAAAAGCGGUACAUUAAGCAACAUUGCUACUGGCUCGAAAACGGUUGCUGGUCAGUGUGGAGGUAUCAGUAUAGAAAAUGGUCAUGGUCCUGGCCCAGGCACUGGUCGUGCAAUCACCGCUAUGCCCGGCAUUAAACGAGGGAAUGGUGCUCAGACAUUAGCACACACCGAGCGUUCGCAUUGUUUUCAAAGAAGUGGACGUGUGAACACCGUCAAUAAUAGAACCUUACCAUCGAAUAACUUUGAGUUAGCACCGGGCGCUUGCAAUGAAUUGGCGAUAAAGCAACUUCAAGUGAAGCAACAGCAGCAAACACACCACCAUCCGCAUCAACAUCACCAGCUGCAUUACAAUCAUAACAAUUCCGAAGAGGAAGAUGAGGAAGAAGAUGAGGAUAUGAUAUCAGGCAACAAUGUCGAGUGCACCAACUUGAUAAGUAAUAAUGAGCAUGGAUAUUGUAUAGCAAGCGAUAACAGCAUUACGACAAACAAAACUCCACACCUGCAUGUACAAAAUAAUACAAAAGACCUAAAGACAAAUGUUUCAACAACAUCAGGCGAUGCUGAAUCACCUUCAUGCGCCGCGGAUAGUACGAUUGUUGCUGAUCAGGGUUUUCUGCGCUUUCGGGGCGUCAAUGAAGAACAAGUGGAGGUCGGUCUUGGCAAGCCAACAAAUGGGGUUCAUCAGCCAAAUCGCAGCGCAUCUCUAAUAUGUAGUAAUAUUAACGGCAUCGACUGCUAAGCAAGUACACUUCAUAUAUAUAUAUAUCUAUUUAUAUAUACUCUCAUCGACACCUGUCGUCGCUGCCGCCCCUUACUGCCAAUUGUAGUUAAUUCAACACUUUCUACUCUCUUUAAACUUGU
This is a messenger RNA of Drosophila hydei, 5326 nucleotides long. RefSeq lists its product as uncharacterized. Lineage: Eukaryota; Metazoa; Arthropoda; Insecta; Diptera; Drosophilidae. The transcript has 7 exons. The coding region runs from base 477 to 5204 and encodes 1575 amino acids. The record is from RefSeq and is a predicted model, not a curated record.